UUAGGUUAUCAUUUUAUUGACAGCUGAAGGGCACUGCCUUUUGCUCAUAUAUUAUUGUGUAGCCCACAGAGCACAUCCUGAUUGGAUCGUUACUAAGGGGUGGGUGAUGGUGUCUGGGAAACACGGAGACACAGAGUAGGCAAUUUCAUUAGAAAACAGCCUUCUGCUUUGAGGGAGCAUGCCGAUUUAAUAGCUGCUUUUUUUAGUCAUGCUAGUGUUCAACUCUGAUGCUGAGUCAGAGACAGGUAUCCCAACAUCCCCUUCUUAUGAGCCUCCUUCAGGAAUCAUGGAGGAAUUAGAACAUACAUGCCCUCUGCCUCGGACGACACUGACAGAGCCUGCUCCAUUUGCUGACGAAACGAGCUGCCAGUGUCGCGCGCCUCAUGAAAAGUUAACAGUUGCUCAGGCACGUCUUGGGACUCCAGUGGACCGACCAGUGAGAGUAUAUGCUGAUGGAAUUUUUGACCUCUUCCAUGCUGGCCAUGCAAGAGCUCUCAUGCAAGCCAAAAAUCUUUUUCCCAAUGGCUACUUGAUUGUAGGAGUUUGCAGCGAUGACUUGACCCACAAAUACAAGGGCUUUACAGUGAUGAAUGAAGAUGAACGAUACGAAGCCCUCCGGCACUGCAGAUACGUUGAUGAGGUGGUCAGGGAUGCACCGUGGACACUUACUCCGGAGUUCUUAGAAAAACACAAGAUUGACUUUGUUGCACACGAUGACAUUCCGUAUUCUUCUGCUGGCUCAGAAGAUGUCUACAAGCACAUCAAAGAAGCAGGUAUGUUUGUGCCGACUCAAAGAACUGAAGGCAUCUCUACAUCUGAUAUAAUUACAAGAAUCGUAAGGGACUAUGAUGUGUAUGCUCGUCGUAAUCUACAACGGGGUUACACAGCAAAGGAGCUAAACGUGAGCUUUAUAAACGAAAAAAAAUACCGUUUACAAAAUCAAGUGGACAAAAUGAAAGAAAAAGUGAAGAAUGUAGAAGAAAAAUCAAAGCACUUUGUUUAUAAAGUAGAGGAGAAAAGCCAUGAUCUCAUUCAGAAAUGGGAGGAAAAAUCAAGAGAAUUUAUUGGAAACUUCUUGGAGCUCUUUGGCCCUGAUGGCACGUGGAAACAAAUGUUUCAGGAGAGAAGUGGAAGAAUGUUGCAAGCACUGUCUCCACGACAGAGUCCAACCGGCAGUCCAACCAGAGAGUUGUGUACUUCGCGCUCACCAUCGCCUACUUUCCAAUGGCCUUUUAAUAAUAAGACUACACCUCCAUCUUCCCCCAAGGCAGCUUCUGCAUCCAUUAGCAGCAUGAGCGAGGGGGAUGAAGACGAGAAGUAAAGGACCAUCUAGCUUAUGAGCUGAAUUACUGUCAAUGUCUCAGGAAGGACAGCUUCAGUUCUCCAGUUUUCUUUCUUUUCAAAAUCUUAAGAUAUGAUGCACUGAACAAACCAUGGUGUGUGCGUGUUGCAUUUGAAUCCGUGCUUAGGUCUUUAAGCACUGGUGAUCUGAGUUUACCCCACUUGCUGAGGCAUUGAAUUAGUUAGGUUAUACUUUAUUUAGGGAAGAAGGGCUGAUUGUAAAGGUUUACUUGACCUGCUAGGCAUUUGUGUUCUUGCAGAUAAUGUACAGCAUAUGACUGACCUCAUGCAGUAUGACUUGUAGUAAAGUUAAUAGAAACGUGUAGGCUAUAUGUCUGCUUUAUAUUAGUUUUAAAUAAAUGUGGGCAGCCUCAAUUACUUUCCAUCUAUUUUAAGCAAUUGCACUACCCUGAUCCCAAACACAGGGUUAAACACCAUCAAGUCCUUAAUAGCAGAAGUCAGUGUCAGGUCAGUACACCUUUGAAGCUGUCGCCUGCCAUUAUUGCCAUAAAUUUUAUUAAUCCAAUUCUAAUACAAACUGGAUUUGGAAAGACAUACUUGAUACAACAUACUUGAUACAAACAGCCUUUAAUAUGAACCAAUUUGAGGGAAGCUGAAGAUUCAUAAUUUUAAGCCUAACUGUUCAAAUCUUUACAAAUGGGGUGACUAAGAUCGGAUGUUGCUAGACCAUUUGCAGGAUUUGAACUCUGCAACACCUUUAUGCCAGUCUCAUUCUCAGAAAAGGUUCAGCCAUCUGACUGGGAAAUUAGCAAGUGUAUACAAAUUUGACACAGUUUUUCACCUCUUCUGUAAUUUGAGUGCUGAGUGGUCAUACAAAGGACCCAAGUCUCAACAUCCAGUCUUCAUCGCCUUAAAGUAAUUAGUGUUAUUUACACAGAAGAGCUACAUGAUCAAACUCAGCGUAAUUACAGUAAAUUGGUUUCUAAUUGAUAAGUCUCUUAUAAUCCAAUCACUUCAGAGAUACGCGUACACGGCCUCAUCUUAGCUUCCAACUAGGAGCCUUGACAGCUUUAAACACCGCACUCAUGAACACAAGCCUCUGGGAUUUCAGUCUGCUCAUUAUUUGCAACAUUACACUCGAUUCCUUCUCUAGGCCUAAGGGCAUUUAUUAGAUUUGCUUAAACAAUAUUUAAAACGUCACUUCUACUAUAUAGGCAGUGGCUUUAAAAACCACUGUUUCCAUCAGUGUAGAAUUCUCAGAACCUUCGGCAAUUUCGACAUUCCUGCAUUCUCCACUGUUGUUUACAUGUAAUAGUUUUAAAAUUCAAAUGAAUGCUCUUGGCUCUGGAAUCGCACCUAUAAGGCCUUGAGACAUUCUGAGGUUUGCCGCAAGUCAAUUUUAGACAUACCAGUGGAAGACAAUCCACCAAACUGGAUGCUGCUAUGAAAUUCAAUUUUGAGAAUGUUUCAAAACUAGAAGACAAAUUAAUCAGGCACAACUUUUGCUCAUAUGAAACAGAACUACAGAUUGUCCUUCCCUAAAUCCUGUGGCCUGCGUGCACAUUCCAGCGUGUUCUCUGGCAUGUUCGGAGUUUGCAUGUAUUCUUUUCAGUUUUUUUACCCCCCAUCCCAAAGAUGCACAGGCCCAGUUGCUUAGUGAGAGCAUGUCUGAGUAAGGGUCAGAGUGUGCCCUUGGGAUGGACUGGCGCCCCAUCCUGGGCUGGCUCCCUCAUGGCACUCAAUUCUUCAGGAAUAGGCUGCGGCUCAUUGUGAUCCUACAAGACAAUAAACAAGUUUACAUAAAAGGAUUGAUAAGCUGAGGAGCACUCAAUGGGCGAGAGAGGAAACUGAAAACUCUCCUUAGCUGGAGCUCAGUUUCUGUAUGCAUUUCCAUGAAACAUGUAAUGCCUUUGAUUUUCAGACAGUUUGCUCAGCCUGGUGUUUGUUAGAAUGGAAUUGUAGAAACAUUUCAAUUCUAAGAGACAUUACUGAAAUUGAAUGAAUGAUACCGUUACAAACUUCAGAAUGCUCCUCGGAGCUAACUUAGCCACGAUGUUCUAGCAAUGCCCAAGUCCGCUCUGUUAGAGAAAAGCACUCUCUGCAAGAGCAGGACCAGAUGCCACUCGCAGACCAAUUUUAGAAAUUAAAAAUACAAUAAUAUAUAUACUCAAAUGCACUGUUUUUAAAGUUUGCUUUAUAAAUGUUUUGUUUAAAUUAUUUUAACAAAUAAUAUGUAAAUAAUUCAUUUACAAAUGUAAUGUUCUGUUGGUUUCUAUAAUUGUUUGCUUGUUAAAAAAUAAACACUGAAGCUUGAUAAAUAAUA
This is a messenger RNA of Erpetoichthys calabaricus (reedfish), 3625 nucleotides long. It is a transcript of the gene pcyt1bb, whose product is annotated as phosphate cytidylyltransferase 1B, choline b. Lineage: Eukaryota; Metazoa; Chordata; Cladistia; Polypteriformes; Polypteridae. The record is from RefSeq and is a predicted model, not a curated record. Gene Ontology annotation, biological process: CDP-choline pathway. Gene Ontology annotation, molecular function: choline-phosphate cytidylyltransferase activity; phosphatidylcholine binding. The transcript has 8 exons. The coding region runs from base 209 to 1321 and encodes 370 amino acids.